Messenger RNA from Drosophila virilis, 1405 nucleotides. RefSeq names its product ras-related protein Rab-5A. Gene Ontology annotation, molecular function: GTP binding; GTPase activity. Gene Ontology annotation, biological process: vesicle-mediated transport. The record is from RefSeq and is a predicted model, not a curated record. NCBI's taxonomy places the organism in Eukaryota, Metazoa, Arthropoda, Insecta, Diptera, Drosophilidae.
AUUAUAUAUAUAUAUACAGUUCUUUGAUUCCAAGUCCUUGAUCUAACAUUUGGUUAACCUGCCUAUUUUUUCAUAUCGUUCUUGAGAAUUUUGGAAUUUUGAUUGGUUUGAUGCAUUGAUUUGAUAAAAACUUAUAUAUUCAAGAUGCAAAAUAUACUUGUACUUACUUAGUCGAACUCGAAGUGUUUAAUCCUGACCCCUAUAUAUGUCAUUCUCCUCGUCAAACCUUACUCAAUUGUGUCGAUAAUGAAUCACGCAGAGUUUGCGUUGAACCAUAACCAUGGGCGUAGUCAGGAUUUCGUAAAUUGUUGGAGUUCUACAUGGCCCCCAGAACUGAGUAAGGGCCUCUCUGAAAUUCAUACCUCAGCUAAUUUGGUUUUACUUUUCAUUGUGGGGGAAGCUGUUCGAUCUGCUCCCCCUCAACCCACGCCCAUGGACUUCUGUGAGAUUCAUACCUCAGCCAUAUAUAUAUAUAUAUAUGUGUGGGGCUGCUAGAAUGGUUUUUUCUGCAACGAUAUUUAGUUGAGUCCAUAAGCGCAGCAAGUACAGACAUGCAACGUAUAUCAACCUUCCGAGCGAAAGCCAAGUUUCAGGUCAUGAUGCUGGGCAAUGCGGCCGUGGGAAAAUCUUCCCUACUCCAGCGCUUUAUAACAGAUAGCCAGCCGACAAUAUCGGAGCCGGUGGCAACCGUUGGCGCGGAAUUCAAGGUGAAGAGAGUUUGCCUAGUUAAUGGCGUCGUCAGGCUGAAAAUCUGGGAUACUUCCGGUCAGGAACGAUUUAAGAACCUGCUACGCACGUAUUAUGAUCAUUGUAAUGGAGCUGUCAUUGUAUACGAUAUUCAGAAUCGCGAGAGCUAUGACCAGGCUCAGGAAUGGGUGACAGAGCUCAGAGAAAGAAUAUCGCGAGAGCUGGUGAUUGUUUUAGCUGGCAAUAAAUCGGAUAUGGACACAAGACGCGCGGUCACAAAGUUCGAGGCCGAAGAAUAUGCUACGCACCAUAAUUUGAUAUUCCUGGAAACAUCUUCCGUGAACGGCAUGAAUGUCAACAACUGUUUCACAGAAAUGGCUAAGGCGCUAUAUGCACAGCAUAUUCAGGGUCAACAAAAAGAAAAAAGCUCAAAUUUAAUGGAAAUCGAACAUGAAGAAAUCCAAUCCAGUUUUUUCAAUUGCUUUAAAUCGCAUAGCAAUGCUUGAAAGUCAAGUGAAACGGAAACAGUCGCGAAAUAAGUCGUUUUGCAUUUCAAUCGAAAUUCGAAUUUUGGGGUUCCCCCACAGUGUCAAAUUACAACAUGUUAAGUUGGCUGCGCCUGAGCCAGAAAAACUUACAAAUGGAGCAUAUGGUUUUUAUUAACUCAUUCUAUUUUUUAUUUGGAAAUUAUAACGCGAAAUAAUUAGUACACACUAAA